CAAUUCCAAUCCGGCGGCUGAAACAGUUUCCAAUUGUGGAGUCCCUGAUCAUCACCGGAGGGUCCCACAUAAGAUCACCAAACUUGUCUCUGCACUGCAGGGAUUAAUUCUUAAACCUUAGCGAACUGUACUCAAAUGUAAACAUCGUCCCUCACUUUUAUAUGUUUCUUCUCCUUUGUUUCUCUGCAACAUGUCUGCUACAAUAACACGCCUCUCUCCAUCUCUUAAAACUCUCAACCCACGUGCCCAUUCACGUGAUCUCUUUCUAACCCAUCGAAUUCCCUCCGUUUCCGCCUCCAAAAACCUUUCUUUGCCUAUAAAAUCUCUUGCUUUUCCCGGGAAAAUCCAUUACGUGAUUAAAGGAGAGAGAUUUAGAGUUUCGAAAGAAGGGUCUGUACAGCAGCUGGAUAAUGACGCGCCUGUGUCGGUUGAGCUUGCUCGUAUCAGUAGCGAGAGCCAGUUCGAUCGGGUCAUUGCUGAGGCUCAACAGCUUGAAGAAUCUGUCAUUAUUGUCUGGAUGGCAACAUGGUGCAGAAAAUGUAUUUACCUCAAACCAAAAUUAGAAAAGUUGGCAGCUGAUUACUAUCCACGAUUGCGGUUCUACUAUGUGGAUGUCAACACUAUUCCCCACAAGCUUGUUGCUCGUGCAGGCGUCACGAAAAUGCCGACUAUUCAGCUAUGGAAGGAUUGCAAGAAACAGGAUGAAGUGAUCGGUGGCCAUAAAGCAUACUUAGUCAUUAAUGAGGUUCGCCAAAUGAUUGAAAACCAGAGUACCAUAUGAUUAAUGGUAUGAAUGACAUUUUUUUUUUUCCUUAAUUUCUACCUUACCUGUUUUUCAGUUUUGAAAUUGUCGAAAAUUUUCUUUGUAAUUAGUUUCCUGAUAAAAGAAGCAGGAGAGCUUACAGCACUAAGUGAAAUUGGCACUUGUUUCAGCCAAAUUCU
Molecule: messenger RNA, 942 nt
Organism: Pistacia vera
Lineage: Eukaryota; Viridiplantae; Streptophyta; Magnoliopsida; Sapindales; Anacardiaceae
Product: thioredoxin-like 3-2, chloroplastic
Exons: 5
Coding region: 191-781 (196 amino acids)
Cellular component (GO): chloroplast stroma
Source: RefSeq, a predicted model, not a curated record